Molecule: messenger RNA, 5572 nt
Organism: Sceloporus undulatus (fence lizard)
Lineage: Eukaryota; Metazoa; Chordata; Lepidosauria; Squamata; Phrynosomatidae
Gene: PRDM1
Product: PR/SET domain 1
Exons: 7
Coding region: 249-2564 (771 amino acids)
Biological process (GO): regulation of transcription by RNA polymerase II; cell fate commitment
Cellular component (GO): cytoplasm; nucleus
Molecular function (GO): RNA polymerase II cis-regulatory region sequence-specific DNA binding; histone deacetylase binding; DNA-binding transcription repressor activity, RNA polymerase II-specific
Source: RefSeq, a predicted model, not a curated record
GCAGAGAGAGAAAGACCAAGGGAGGCAAGCACAAGAAAAAGAGUUAACUCUCUAAGAGUGUGAGUCAGUAUUACUUGAACCGAACAAGCAGAAAGCAGGAGAAAUGUUUACUCUGUAGAUAUGUUUGAGACUUACCUGAAACGCCGUGCUGCUGGCUGGAAAUAUUUGUGGACUGUACCUUGGCUGCCACACUGUGUAGAUCACAUAUUGUGAAUCACAGAGCACUGAGAAAAGAGACAAAGUUGAUAAUGAAAAUGGACAUGAAGGAUGCUGACAUGACUCUAUGGACAGAAGCUGAAUUUGAAGACAAGUGUACAUAUAUUGUAAAUGAUCACCUCACGGAGCCUGGCACAGAAGGGUGCCCUAUAACCCAGGCUGAGUCUUCCUUGCCAAGGAACUUGAUUUUCAAAUAUGCUGAAAAUGGCAAAGAGGUUAUUGGUGUUAUUAGCAAAGAUAUUAUCCCCAAAGGAACACGCUUUGGACCCCUGGUUGGUGAAAUCUAUACCAAUGACACAGUUCCUAAGGAUGCAAGCAGAAAAUAUUUUUGGCGGAUCUAUUCUGGUGGUGAGCUUCUACACUUCAUUGAUGGAUUUAAUGAGGAAAAGAGCAAUUGGAUGCGUUAUGUAAACCCCGCCCAUUCUGUUCAGGACCAGAACCUGGCUGCUUGUCAGAAUGGAAUGGACAUUUACUUUUACACCAUUAAACCCAUCCCCCCAGGUCAGGAACUGCUUGUGUGGUAUUGCCGGGACUUUGCAGAGAGGUUGCACUAUCCUUCCACUGGCGAUCUGAUGAUGAUGAAUAUCACACAAAGCGAUAUUAAUCCAAAGCAGCAAGCUAAUGACAAAGAUGAAUUUUAUCAGAAAAAUGUUCCCCGAAGAGAACAUAGUGUGAAGGAAAUCCUGAAAACUGAUUCCAGUAAUCCUAGAGGAAGGGACUUAUUCUAUAGCCACAUUUGUUCACAUACUCAAGAAAAAGACUUGGAGAGCUUAAGAAAAAAUUGUAGCCCUGAGAGGCCUUUCUAUCCUCGAAUUGUCUACCCAAUCCGACCUCACAUUCCGGAAGAUUACCUGAAGGCUUCCUUUGUUUAUGGGAUUGAAAGGCCUAGUUACAUUGCCCACUCACCUAUCCAGUCAUCUACCACACCAAGUCCUUCAGCCAGGAGUAGCCCAGACCAAAGUUUGAAAAGCUCAAGCCCUCACAGCAGUCCAGGAGUUACAGUAUCCCCCCUAGCUUCUAUGACUCCAGAACACAGAGAACCUUAUCCAUACUUGAAUGGACUCUAUAACUCAGAAGGACUGGGGUCAUAUCCUGGAUAUGCACCCUCGAGCCAUCUUUCACAAGCCUUCCCCUAUUCCAAAUUCCUGUUACCACCAUAUGGCAUGGGUAUCAACAAUUUCAAUCUGUUUCCAAGGAUGUAUCCUUUCUACAGCAGCUUCCUUGGUGGAGGAAGCAUUUCUAAUCAUAUGUUGAACUCAUCUGCCCUUCCAAGUUCCUUACCAUCUGAUGGGAGCCGCCAGCUCUUGCAGCCUGACCAUCCACGAGACUUCCUCAUCCCUACACAUAACAGUGCCUUCUCCAUCACAGGGGCUGCUGCCAGCAUGAAGGACAAGCCAUGUAGCCCCACCAAUGGAUCGCCCACAGCAGGCACAGCGGCCACUUCAGAACAUAUAAUGCAACCUAAACCUACCUCAGCAGUGUUGGCUGCCAGCAGCAGUGAAGAAGCCAUGAAUCUCAUCAAGACCAAGCGAAACAUGACUGGUUACAAAACCCUCCCAUACCCACUGAAGAAACAGAAUGGCAAAAUAAAGUAUGAAUGCAAUGUCUGCUCCAAAACAUUUGGCCAACUCUCUAACCUGAAGGUUCACCUUCGAGUACACAGUGGAGAAAGACCAUUCAAAUGUACUACUUGCAAUAAGGGGUUCACUCAAUUGGCUCACCUCCAAAAGCACUAUCUGGUACACACAGGAGAAAAGCCCCAUGAAUGUCAGGUUUGCCAUAAGCGAUUCAGCAGCACAAGCAACCUGAAGACUCAUCUGCGGCUCCAUUCUGGAGAGAAGCCUUACCAGUGCAAGCUCUGCACUGCUAAAUUCACUCAGUUUGUGCACCUGAAACUGCACAAACGGCUCCACACCAGAGAGCGUCCCCACAAGUGCAUCCACUGCCAUAAGAGCUAUAUCCACCUUUGUAGCCUCAGGGUCCAUCUAAAAGGCAACUGUCCUGCCGUCCCUGCCUCCAAUCUUUCUGUAGAGGACCUCAAUCGGAUCAAUGAAGAGAUUGAGAAGUUUGACAUUAGUGACAGUGCAGACAGGUUAGAUGAUGCUGAGGACAAUGUUGACAUGGCAUCUGUGGUGGAGAAGGAAAUUCUCAAUGUGCUGAGAAGAGAGAUAGAAGGAGCCACGCUGAAAGGGUCAUUGCAGAGGAACCUGGGAAAUGGGCUCGUCUCCUCAGGAUGUAAUCUUUAUGAAUCGUCCGAUAUGUCAAUUGUGAAGUUGCCUCAUGGUCAUCCACUACCUCGGGUACCUGUAAAGGUCAAGCAAGAAACAGUUGAACCGAUGGACCCUUAAAUAUUGUGGAAAGUGCAUGGACUGAAUGUGUACGGGUGAGAGUGUGCAUGUGUGUAUGUGCACAUGUGCAUACUGAUGCAUUUGUGUGUGAGACAAAGAAGUGAUUUUUUUUAAUUUAUGACUUGGCAAGUCAGGGUGCCUGUAGCAAUUGCUUGUACAUAGUGUCAAUGCUGCAAAGCAAUCUUGGCUUACAGUAGUUUCCUCUAACUCCAGUUGUUAAGAAGGAACUCCAAAGUUGUAUUCUCAGGGCAUGAAAGGAGGCAAGGACUGUUGAUUGCCUCCCCUGCUUCCAAAAAAGACAAUCUUUUAUCCAUAAUCAUUUUCCAGUAAUUGUAUUUCAUAAUUUAUUAUGCAAUUUACCAUCUAAAAAGCAAUAGUUAGAAAAAUAUUUACAAUGACAGAAACUUUCAUUGUACGUGAAAUACAAGUGUUCUUUUUUUUUUUUUUCCUUCCUGUUGUCUUGUGGCCAUUCUUUGUAGAAGUUAUGCCUGCACAUCUGUCCAACAAACCAAAAGGCUGCAGGUGGGGGGGGGGGAAUGUUAUAUACCUAUUUCAAAAAUGAGGUUUUUGUUUUGCCAAAGGUAAAUCCUGGAAGUCCUUAUAGAUGCAGCAGUAUUUUGUAAUUGGACAAGGUGGUUAGAAAUGUGAAAUUACCCCAAAAUGUAUGCAGCAGUUGCAGAGAGUAAGUCAUACUGGUAUAGAGACAGAUGAGAGAUUUUCAUCUGUAGUAUUUCACACCUUAGAUGAAUAGGAAAUUCUCUGUCAGAAAUAAUGUAUAAAACAAGGAAAAAAGUGAAAGUUGAAAAAAGCAUUUCUCAAACCAGCAGUUGGGCAUCACGAAACUUUGAAUAAGAGUUUUACAAUCAAAUGACUUUUUCUGCCCACAACAAACAGUAUUGCUGCAGUUUUAGCCAGUGGGGUACUGUGAACAAAUCUGGUUUUUUAGAUUCUUUGGGAAAGACUUCUGGGACUUCUUUUCUCUCAGCUCUCCAUCCCUCCCUCAGCUAUUUGCCCUCCUUCCCUGGUGACAAAGCUUUUUCUUAUCAAACCUAAUUGGUGUCCCCCCUUCUCUCCCCCCCCCCCCCCGUAUGACUUAAAAUUUCUCUCAGUAUUUGUAAUUAGUACAUUUUGUGGUUAAUUUAAUUAAAAAUGAAGAGGGCAUUGCAAAAUUGUUGAACAACAGUUACCUCAUUGAGUGUGUCCAGUGGUGCAGAAAAUGCUGUUUUAUCUCAUGCUUUGCUACUUUAGAAUACAAAUCAAAAUGUGCAGAGGAAAUGUUUAGCAUGCUUUUUUUUCUUUUUGUAAAUUGUUUUAUUGUGCUAAGCCCAAAGAUACCAUGUCGGCAUACAAGGUGUAGCAAAGAAUACAUGUAUAUUUAUGAAUAUUUAUACCAAUAUACCCUGUGUGUGCGCGCACGCAUUUAUUUUUAUACCACUUACGUUUGUGAGCCAAAACUGUAUAAGAAAAUCUGUUUUACCUAGCUUGCUUCACCCUACCAAAGAGAUAAAUUACCAACUUCAGAACCAUGAUACUGUACUGGUCAGUCAUUCAUAAAUAUAUAUGCACAGUAAUUUUUACUGACAGUUGAUUACUGUAUACUGUUACGUAAAUAAGUUUAUCCACAUAUUGGCUGGAAUUCUUUAUGACAGUUAUGAAUGCAUAAGCUAGCAUUCUGCACACGUGACUGUUACGUAUUCAGGGUCCAUACAAGAAUCAGCAUUAGUUUAGCAGCUAUGUGGAGACUAUGAAAGUCCACUUACCAGGAAACAGCUACUGCAAGCUACAGGGGUCUGUCCUUAUAUCAGUUGGGAGCAAAGGCUUCUGUUCCCAUUCCACCUUAUAUGAUCCAUCUCUAGCAUGAGGCAGAAUUGUGGCAGAGACCCUGAUUUUACCAAUCAUCCUAGAGAUCACUCAUGGGAUGGGAUGGAAAUGGCAGCCAGUUUGCUCCCAAGCAACAAAGGAUCAGACUUCCACUGAUUACAGGGGAUGCUUUCCCAUAAGUGGGGAUUGGGCUGGGAUUCACUGAGUAGCACCAUGGUUAGAGUGCUUAUGCAUUAGUAAAUCCCAUACAGGAUUCUGGCCAUUAUUUCCAAUAUCUUUAACAAAUUCUUUGAAGAUUUUUCAUAUGAGUUCUAGAUCCUGUUAUAUUCUUGGUGAAGAAUUUGGAAAACACACAAUUCAGAUUUAUUUUCCUUUAUUGAAAAACAAACAACCCUUGAUCUCACUCACCUAUGUGUAUGGCAAAGAAUGGCAAAGAGUAGGGUGAGCUAUUUAAAGUAUUCUGGGAAGUCUACCAUAGUUUCCUCUGCUUAGGAAAAGUUUGCAUGAUCAUGUAAUAGGGUCCUGUGCCAGGAGAAAGGCAGAAUAUUCAUAUAAUAAUAAGUAACAAGAGAAGAAGAGCCAGUGUUAUUACACUCUUUUCCACUGUGUUGUGUAUAUAUAUUUGUAUCACAUAAUAGUCUUAAAGAAUUAGACCAUUUCAGAAAUGAUACCAUUCUUAAAUGCCUUCAUAUUUGAAUCACCAAAUAUAUCUAUGGUCUAAAAGCCCGAGGAAAACUUUAAAUAUAGCUUUUGAAGGAAGGAUUACAGUUCAUUACAUUUCUGCUCCCAUAAAUUGUGAGGCAAAUAUAUUUAAAUGUAGCAAUGUUUCAUAAAUGUAGGAUUUUACUGUAGGAGAAACCAAAGUACCACUACCCCUAUCACUGGACACACACUUGCUUUUAAUAAUUGCCUGUAGUGCUUUCUUGUAUUUAAUACAAAUUUUACAAAGAUUUAUAUGCAUCAGCUUUAAAAUUUGCUUUUUCUCUGUUGAAUCUUCUCUCCAUUUAGGAACUUCACAUGUGAAUGUAGCAACAAUCAGUGUUUCUUCUUCUAUCUUUUUUUAAAGAACAGGCUCUGACCAAAGUUAAAAGGCUUUUUACUUUGCUAGAACAAACUAUCCUAUGUUUACGUAUUGGUUUACAUUGUUAUUUAUGUGCAAAAAUGUCAAAAUGUAAAUUAAAUAUAAA